AUGAGCAUUAUCACAUCUGGAAUACUUCAGUUCCUCUACGAUGAUGCUGUUCACGACAUUGAAUACAAAUCAUCUGAGUUCUGGCAACAUUAUCUCAGGCAAGAAUUCUCUGACACUCGCAUCUAUGCUGUCACGUGCGAAGUGUCCCCGGACGGCUCUCGAAGGCGAAUUGAUGCUGUGGUCAAACGUUACGACGCUAGCCACCACACGAUGUCUGCUCUACUUUGGAUGGAGUGUAAAAGGCCGAGCGGCAGCAUCAGAGACGUCGAGCUUCAGGCGUUGGACGCAGCCAAAAGAUGCAUCGAGGCAGACAACUUGUUGUUCAUCUACACGAUGACCACUGUGGGGCUGUCCUUCCGCGUGUGGUUCUAUGAAGCGGACGCAGUUGCCCUUACGCCGUUUCACGGAGAAGCGACAUUCGCAGAUCGUACACAGUACAUCGACGCCGCUUCAGAAAAUGCUUGGGUUCUACCCCAGUGUCUCAAUAUGGUCAAGCAAGAGGUGCCGCUUCGAUCAGCACCAACCCUCCCGAGUCAGUCUCUGGCGGACCUUGAAGAUAAGAACCUGGACUACACAGGCAGCCAAAAGUUGUACGACCAAAGCAACGAGUAUUCUGGCGGCUUCCUACCUUCUUCAUCCACGUAUCAGCUACCCCCUGAAUGCGCUGAUGCUGCAAUCGCCGGUAGCGCUGGCCAGCAGUCGGAUCAGCCAGUCCAGAUCAAGGUUCGACGGGAGACACACAUGUUCCACCCAGACAAGUACAUAUUCAAAGAUGUAAAGGGGAAGACCAGGCAGACAGUCAGGGAUGAAUGGACACAGAUCAAACAUGGCGGGAGGAAGGUAUGGGCGUAUCACGACAAGGCGGUCCCGACCUGCAGGAUAUUCGAGGGAAGCUCGGGGCGAGAUGAGCUCAAGCCAGUCGUCUUCGCGGCGGCGAAAGAGAGGAUCACGGUCGCCAGCGAAGAAGAGUUCGAAUCCGCUAUCAAAGAGCAGUACUACCCCGAACACCACGAGCACGAAGAGUACUGGUCCAUAUGA
Messenger RNA from Purpureocillium lilacinum, 1038 nucleotides. Lineage: Eukaryota; Fungi; Ascomycota; Sordariomycetes; Hypocreales; Ophiocordycipitaceae. The record is from RefSeq and is a predicted model, not a curated record.